This is a messenger RNA of Folsomia candida, 1980 nucleotides long. RefSeq lists its product as uncharacterized. The coding region runs from base 86 to 1894 and encodes 602 amino acids. The record is from RefSeq and is a predicted model, not a curated record. Gene Ontology annotation, molecular function: FAD binding; oxidoreductase activity, acting on the CH-OH group of donors, oxygen as acceptor. NCBI's taxonomy places the organism in Eukaryota, Metazoa, Arthropoda, Collembola, Entomobryomorpha, Isotomidae. The transcript has 13 exons.
UACUCGUUUGCACUCUCGGAACAGACCAUUCUUCGAAUUCAUCCCACUCACUGUCGUGUAUUCAAUUACAAAAGAAGGGGGUACAAUGUCGCUCAAACUAUUAGUGCUGUUUUGGAUUUGUUUGACGCCUGCAUUUGGGGAUCAAUUUCUAAAUGAAUUGAGGGCGGACACCUGGGCGGAUCGACUUGCGUCCUUUCCCAGUCAAAUUCUUCAAAGCGCUGUCGGUACUUUUUCAAAUAGCAGUGGCGUACCAUCAGGAUGCGGCAAACCACCAAACUUUCCCCUGGGAAUAACCCUCCUUUCUUCCGAUUUCCUCAAUUGGUCAGAACUUUUAAACAUGAGGAGUUUAUGGGCAGCGGAACCCGAAACACCUGAGGAUGUCGUGACCCUUGCCAACUGGGCUUACAAACACGGGUAUUCCCUGCGUCCUCGUGGGUAUUCACAUUCCUGGGCACCUCUCACAGUCACACCUGCUUCACAAUGCUCUCGUACACUCAUCGUCGACACUACCAAACAUUUAACAGCUAUGCGCAUGCUGACCAAUUCCUCCGGCCUUCAUGCCCCAAUUAAUGUCCUCACUCAGACUGGAGCAAGUUGGGAAGAUCUCUUAAACUAUUUGGAAUCCAAAAAUUUGGGCAUAUUUUCAUUCCCCGCAGUGGGAAAGAUGACCAUCGGUGGUACUUUGGCAGUUGGUGCUCACGGUACUGGGUUUCCAACCCGGGCAGCGAAACUGGACACAGGUUUCAGGACAGGGUCAAUCUCCAACUUGAUUACUUCCUUGGACGCAGUCGUCUGGGAUUAUAAAAAGAAUGAAUACGCUCUGAGAACAUUUACCAGACUUCAGGAUGAGGAUAUGCGAGCGUUUUUGGUUCAUCUUGGCCGAGCCUUUAUCACUCAAGUCUCUCUAAUGGUCGGCCCCAACUAUAAUUUGAGAUGUCAAUCGAUCACUAAUAUCCGAGCAGAUGCACUCUUCUCAAGGGAUCAUGAUAACGAAAAUGCCCUCGCAAACUUUGUCGAGAACUACGACCGAGUUGAAGCCCAAUUUUUCCCAUACACGGAUAGAACUUGGCUAAAAUUGUGGACCGAAGAAAAAGUAAAAUCUGGAAAUGCUCUCACAAUUGAUAAACCAUACCCAUAUACGCAUGGAAGACAAGUAUUCCGGCCAGCGGAUCGACUUAUUUCUCUACUGGCUUCAGGAAUUACUCGCCUUACGCCAGUCAUAUCUAGAAUGACCUAUGAAAUCGGAGUGUCUGGAGUUGCCUUAACUAGAACGGCUGACGUUUGGGGGCCAUCUAAGAAUUCCUUGCUGUAUUAUCACCAUCUAGCUCAUAAGUUUGUGUCAUUGGGUUAUAAUGUUGUCACAUCGAGAGCAAAUAUCCAAAAAGUGGUCAACCUUUGCUACCUGUUUUACUCGAGGUUGUCCGAUGAAAUGGCGACGAAGGGCAUGUGGCCAAUGAAUCAACCGCUCGAAUUCAGAAUUACUGGCUUGGACAAAGUCGAAGUAAUGGAAAUUAAUUCAACAAAGACAACAAUCAAACCACCAGCACUCAGUUUUCUGAGUGAAAUAGAAGGACAUCCAGAAUACGAUGUCGCUGUAUUUUUUGGACUCCAUUACUUUCCUGGGACGCCAAAUACUGCGACUUUUAUGAAGGCGUGGGAGUCAUUCUUAUUCACGAAUUUCAAUGGUGGUUAUGCUACGGCCCGUGUAGAGUGGGCAAAAACUUGGGGGUUCGACGAUGACAAUUCUUGGGUCAAUUCGACAGUGUUUAACCAAAUUUUGCCAGCCACCUAUGGAUCGGAAUGGAAUUGGGCAAUGGCGAAACUUGAUGAAUAUGAUCCACAUAACAUCUACUCGAACGAGUUCCUUCAAAAACUAACACUUCCAUUACAUUGAAAAACUCACAAAAAGUUAAAACCAUGCAGUCAUUUGUAAUAUGCGAGGAGCAAAAUAAACGGAAAAGAAUGUUCGGAGUGGAUAAA